Portunus trituberculatus (swimming crab) is the source of this 1487-nucleotide messenger RNA. RefSeq lists its product as uncharacterized. NCBI's taxonomy places the organism in Eukaryota, Metazoa, Arthropoda, Malacostraca, Decapoda, Portunidae. The record is from RefSeq and is a predicted model, not a curated record.
ACUCUGGAUAGAAAGGUAGAACGUAUGAUGUCAUUUCAAUCACGCUCAGUGUUACUUCAGAUGUGAGUGGGGGAUGUUGUGCGCCGCUUACGCUGGGCCUUAUCUACGCCACCAUCACCACGGGGACACAGGAAUGGCGUGUGGCAGCGUGUUUGCGUCUGACCCAGGGAUCGCAGGCCGUGACCUCACCCCGCCCGCUGACCUGACCCCGCCCCUCGCCAGAUCCUACAGGGUGGGCGGGGAGGUGCACGAGGCCGUCAGGUUCCUCCAGGCAGAACACGAGGCGGUGCUGCGAGGCGUCCACUCCCAGAUGGCUCUCCUGCAGCAGCGAUGUGAAGAUCUGGAGUUCGAGUUGCACCUGCGGCCACUGACGGUGGACGAGGGUGCAUGGCGGAGGCGCGUCGCGGAGGUCACGCUCCGUGCUGAGGAAGGGGCGGCCCGCGUGGUGGAGCUGGAGGGGCAGGUGGCGGCCGGGGAGGAGCAGCUGGAGCAGCACCGCUGGCGGGAGGCAACACUGCGGCAACAGGUAGAAGCUGGGGAGCAGCGAGCAGACCUGCGCACCGAGGUUAACAAGCUGCGGGCACAGGUGCGGGAUCUGCGGGUGUAUAGCUCUGCCCUACGCACCGCGCCACGCUCAGCCACACGCACGCUACGCCCUGCCUCCAGGGUGUCGCUGGGCUCCCAGGAGUCCCUGGAGAGCGGCGCCCCGCGCAGCCUGGGCUCCGAAGACAGUGAAGUGGGGGGCUGGUGGCGGGAGGCUCGGCUUGGGGGCAGCGGGGCACGCGGUCAGCGCUCUGGGACAGCGCCCCCGCCCCGUUCCACCGCCACCUCCCUGCCUCCUUCGCUGCACUCCCCGCCCUCCUCCCUGCCGCCCCUGGCGUCUCUGCCUCCGGCGCGGCCUUCCUCGGGGGCUGUGUUGCUGCCGCCCAUUGAGACGGGGCACGGCGGGGCUACGCGACACGUGCGCCGCCAGAUUAGACUGACAUCAGCCCCCACCCCUGCGCCCCGCAUGGCCCGCGUGCCGCAGCGCGAGCCCUCAUGACCCUUGCGGGCCUCCUCUGUCCCCCCCACUUCAACCGGACCCUCACUACGCCCGGCCACGCAACUCUCGUGGCUCGCCGACCCCCCAUAGAUGCUGAUUUUUCCACUCCACUCCCCACCCCCGGACCCCAUGCAAACCCUGAGGGGCUGCCACCACCUACCCACUAGUCCAUCCACUCUGGGGUGACGCACGCCCCAAAGGUUUGCUGUGUGUGUGUGUGUGUGUGUGUGUGUGUGUGUGUGUGUGUGUGUGUGUGUACUUGUGCGCGUUGGAAGACAACCAUUUAUAUAUAGAGAGUGUAAUGUAUACAUAUCAUAUCCAUUGUUCCUGGUCGUGGAGCCAAUCCCUCUCCUUAGCUCUUCCCCCUGUACAUUCUAGAAGAGUGGGGGAGGGGAGGGGGGAGCUCAUUUUGUACUUUUGCGACCGUAAUAAAAGACCAGAUUAU